Messenger RNA from Acanthisitta chloris (rifleman), 783 nucleotides. It is a transcript of the gene OAZ2, whose product is annotated as ornithine decarboxylase antizyme 2. Gene Ontology annotation, molecular function: ornithine decarboxylase inhibitor activity. The record is from RefSeq and is a predicted model, not a curated record. Gene Ontology annotation, cellular component: nucleus; cytoplasm. Gene Ontology annotation, biological process: positive regulation of protein catabolic process. Lineage: Eukaryota; Metazoa; Chordata; Aves; Passeriformes; Acanthisittidae.
UAGUAUUUUACCUUUGAGUAACUGUCCCCAGCUGCAGUGCUGCAGGCACAUCGUUCCAGGGCCUCUGUGGUGCUCCGAUGCCCCUCACCCACUGUCGAAGAUCCCCGGUGGGCGAGGGGGUGGCAGGGAUCCUUCUCUUUCAGCUCUCAUAUAUAAGGAUGAGAAGAUCACUGUUAGCCAAGAUGUCCCAGUGCACGAAGGGAAGCCUCACAUUGUCCACUUCCAGUACAAGGUCACAGAGGUGAAGACCUCCUCCUGGGAUGCAGUGCUCUCCAACCAGAGCCUCUUUGUGGAAAUCCCUGAUGGAUUAUUAGCUGAUGGAAGCAAAGAAGGGUUGUCAGCACUGCUGGAGUUUGCUGAAGAAAAGAUGAAAGUCAACUAUGUCUUCAUCUGCUUCAGGAAAAGCAGAGAAGAUCGAGCUCCUCUCCUGAAGACAUUCAGCUUCCUGGGCUUUGAGAUCGUGCGGCCUGGUCACCCCGUGGUCCCGGCACGGCCAGACGUGAUGUUCAUGGUGUACCCCCUGGAUCAGAACUCUUCCUCCGACGAAGAAUAGCUGCAGGGGGGACUCAGCGGGACCCCGACAUGCUGUGGAGGGGAGAGAGGGUUCCGCCUCCUUUCUUGAGGAAAGGCAAACCAAGCUUCUGUCGGACUGCAAGCGCAUUUCUCAUUGUUAGAUUGGGCUGUGUACCCCCAGAGUUGACUCUCAUUGCAGCGCGUUGCCUAGAGAACUAUCUCUCACCCUUGUAACCAUCACUAGGAGAAGGAAGAUGUGGAUGAACUGGC